Messenger RNA from Entamoeba invadens IP1, 1617 nucleotides. RefSeq lists its product as hypothetical. Gene Ontology annotation, biological process: arachidonate secretion; phospholipid metabolic process. Gene Ontology annotation, molecular function: A2-type glycerophospholipase activity. Bases 1 to 1617 code for a protein of 538 amino acids. The record is from RefSeq and is a predicted model, not a curated record. NCBI's taxonomy places the organism in Eukaryota, Evosea, Mastigamoebida, Endamoebidae. The transcript has a single exon.
AUGUUUAUAUUCGAAACAUUUGAUUCAAUAAUAAAAAAGAACUUUGACAUUGAAAACACAAAAGUUCAUUUUAUCUCCGUGCAACACUCUUCUCAAUCUUAUGUGAAACCCGAAUUGAAUGAAUUUUCAAUCAUUACCGUCUCUCUUUCUGGUCAUAUCAAAGAGAACAAAUUCCACACAAUAUUAGGGCAAAAGAACACUGCGCCACGACAGUGUGAAAUCAACGGAAUAACUUAUUCUGACGCAUUCCCAUCACCUCAAGAAGCACUUGAACGCUUCCACCAUUACUUCAAUGCUAACAAAAAUAUGGGAGUUCAAAUAUUUGUCUUUCAACGAUAUGACAAAGGGUAUGAUCCGAUGUUAGAUCGAGUUAUUGUGUCCCUUUUGAGAGGUAUUGACAAGGACAAUUCGUCGAUGGCAAAAGUGUUUAACGAUUAUACUUAUAUAACACUCGGCAAAUUGCUUGACACUCUUUUGAAGAAAUUUGACAUCAAUUAUAAUAGAAAAGAACUUGAGAAAGACAUCGACAAGUUGUUCAAAAUUCGGAAAUUGGACGAACGAUGCGACUACCACAAAACAGUUGAAAGUCGUUUUGCGUGUUCGAGAGAAGAGACGGAAAGUAUGAUCAACACCUUUUAUGCCAUUUUACUCCGCUUCAACGUCCCCAUCCAAAAAUUUCACUAUGAAAUUCCUCAAGUGAUUUCUAAUGCAAUUUUUGAGAAGAAAAAAGCGCCGUUUUCAUUUGAAAAUAACUUCGUUGUGAUGUUCACAAAUUUCAUUGGAACUCAAGACAAAGUCUUUGAACUGCUUUUGUGCGACAUAUCUGUAAAGAGAAAUGAAGCGAGUGGGAUGGUCGAAUUUAUUUCUAAUAAAAAUGAAUGUUUUGAACAUGUUCUCCCAAGUGGAGUGAGCGAUUCAAGCAGUUCUAUUGAACUGUUUCUUGUACUCUUAGACUACUAUGAAGACCAAGAAGAGUCUAAAAAUAAAUUUGCGAAGACCGAAAUAGAAAAGUUUUGUAAAAAUCAUUGUGAAGAGUAUUUUGUCACUUUUGACUGCGAUUUGAAAGAUUUAAAAAAUUUGGGAGUCGAUGGGAAUUAUUUGAAUUUUUUGAAUAAAAACGAAUUUUUUCAAUGUUUUUGCAAAGAAUUUGGCCACAUUGAAAAUUUUGAACCAAAAAAGUUUUGCACUUUGUUUGAAUCAUUUCAUAAUGUGAAAACGAGUGAUAAUUGUUGUUUUGUACAUAAACAAUGCGAGAAAAGUCUUGAGUGCGUGCAUUACAGAUCUGAGUAUUUUAUAUUUGUGUUGAAUAAACUUGUAAAUACUCCUACAGAAAUCCAAAAGUAUUUAAAUAUAGAAACACAAGAAAGUCGAAAGGAAAUAGAAGCAAAAAAAGAGCAAAGUGGAUAUACAAAAGAAAUGCAAAUUAAAGAAAGGAAAGAGACGACUAUUUUUAUUCCAAAAGCAAAAAGACAGGCGGCAGAAAAGACUGAAAAGACUGACGACCAAAAUAGUGGGGCUAAAAAUGAGAAGAAAAAACAAAAAAUUGUGCUUGUUAUUCCACACAGGGAAAAAGAUUAUCCAGACCAAGAAAGUAAUGCCGCAUAUUUUGGAUUUUAA